UUUACAACCCUUUAAUCCAAAAGACAUUUGUUUUUAUAUCCCAUAAUCAUCAUAUUCAUUCCUGGAUUUCUAACAGACAUGCAGAAAGAUUAUUUUUACAGCAAACCCAGCUUCACACAGAUCAUUGUAGCCUCUUCCAUUGGCCUGAUCAUUGCUGUGGUAGUGCAUUAUCGUAUUCGGAAGCUAUGGUUUGACAAACUUGCUCCACGCCUCAUAUUAUCAGACACACGAAGAGUUGAAAAGCUAGAAAGGUUUCCCCAUUAUGUAGCUAGGCAAAUGGGAUUCAAAGAUAGGAGAGAAUGUCCACAGCUAUGCAAAUUGGCCUCUAAAUACCUUAGGAAAUAUGAGGGAUCUGAGGAUGAUAUAUAUACGUUCUUUGCCAGUGAACCAGAUGCAGAUUCGCUUUUUGUGAAGCUUGUGGAGGAGUUUGAGAGAUGCAUUCUAAGUUACUUUGCAUUUCAUUGGAGCCUUACCGAUCUUAUGAUUAGUCAGGUGAUGAGUUCUGAUCCUGACCCCAAAAGGAAGCUCAAGCAAAUUUUCAUGGCAGCAACAAGGGAACAAAGAUUUGAGAGGGUGACAAAAAACCUGAAGGUGGCUAGAGUGUUCUCUACAUUGGUAGAGGAGCUGAAAGCAAUGGGAAUGAUAGCAAAUGAUGACUCACGAUGUACAGAGGUGAUGGCUCCAGUGGCACACAGCGAUAGGAGUCCAGUCCUCCUCCUGAUGGGUGGCGGGAUGGGAGCUGGGAAGAGCACAGUGCUUAAAGAAAUUCUGAAAGAACCAUUCUGGGCAGGAGCAGCAGGAAAUGCGGUAAAAAUUGAAGCAGAUGCCUUCAAAGAAUCAGAUGUCAUCUUUAGGGCCCUUAGUUCCAGACGUCAUGGACAUGUCGACAUGCUCCAGACUGCUGAACUGGUACACCAAUCAUCUACUGAUGCUGCAUCAUCCCUCCUGGUGACAGCACUUAAUGAAGGGAGGGAUGUGAUCAUGGAUGGCACCCUCUCUUGGCAACCAUUUGUUGUGCAGACAAUAACAAUGGCCAGGAAUGUUCACCGCCGCCGUUAUCGCAUGGGUGCUGGUUACAGGGCGAAUGAAGAUGGAACUGUAACUGAAAACUACUGGGAACAAAUUGAAGAUGAAGAACCAGAGCAAGUUGGAGGCAAAAAGAGAAAACCAUAUAGGAUAGAGCUUGUUGGAAUUGUCUGUGAUGCCUAUCUAGCUGUUAUAAGAGGCAUAAGGAGAGCCAUCAUGUGUAGAAGAGCUGUAAGAGUAAAUUCACAAUUAAAAUCCCACAAGAGAUUUGCAAAUGCAUUUCUAACAUACUGCCAACUGGUUGAUAAUGCCAGGUUAUAUUGCACGAAUGCUUUGGAAGGCCCGCCUAAGUUGAUAGGAUGGAAAGACAGAGACAAGACAUUGCUGGUUGAUCCAGACGAAAUUGAUUGUUUAAAACGGGUAGAAAGGUUGAAUGAAAAUGCCAAGUCCAUAUAUGAACUUUACAAGCACCCUAACCCAGCUUGCGAAGCUGGGUCAGUUUGGAAAGACAUUGUAUUGUCACCUUCAAGGUUGAACAUUCAGCAGGAGCUGAAGUAUUGCAUCCAGAGAAUUGAAAGAAGGAAAUGA
Messenger RNA from Quercus lobata, 1614 nucleotides. RefSeq lists its product as uncharacterized. Bases 79 to 1614 code for a protein of 511 amino acids. NCBI's taxonomy places the organism in Eukaryota, Viridiplantae, Streptophyta, Magnoliopsida, Fagales, Fagaceae. The transcript has 9 exons. Gene Ontology annotation, molecular function: kinase activity; ATP binding. The record is from RefSeq and is a predicted model, not a curated record.